Molecule: messenger RNA, 8158 nt
Organism: Fundulus heteroclitus (mummichog)
Lineage: Eukaryota; Metazoa; Chordata; Actinopteri; Cyprinodontiformes; Fundulidae
Product: misshapen-like kinase 1
Biological process (GO): protein phosphorylation
Molecular function (GO): ATP binding; protein kinase activity
Source: RefSeq, a predicted model, not a curated record
GAGUUUAUCAGGCACAAGUUAGAAGAAGAGCAGCGGCAGUUAGAAAUCCUUCAGCAGCAGUUGCUUCAGGAGCAGGCGCUGCUUAUGGAGUACAAGCGAAAGCAGCUGGAGGAGCAGCGGCAGUCAGAGAGGCUGCAGAGGCAGCUUCAGCAGGAGCAUGCCUACCUGGUGUCUCUGCAGCAACAGCAGCAGGAAAAGAAGCCCCAGCUUUACCACUAUAACAAAAACCUCGAGCCCAACAACAAACCUACCUGGGCCCGAGAGGUGCAGGAGCGAACUAAACUAAACAGGCAGGGGUCACCCAAAAUCUGCACCACAGUGUCUGACACCGCCAUCCAGUCGCGCUCAGACUCCAUCAGUCAAUCGGGAAUGGUCCAGUCUGCACAAACGCCACCGAUGCAGAGGCCCGUAGAACCCCAAGGGGGUCAGGGAAAGUUCCAGAUGGCUCACUUGGUUCCACUGAAGCCUUACGCUGCCCUGUUCCCUCGCUCCCAGUCCCUCUGUGACCAGCCCACUAGAAACAUGUCCGCCUUCCCCACCCAGGAUCCUUCCCCCACACCCCGCCCCAUCCAUUCCAGGGAGCUCGUCCGUCAGAACUCAGAUCCCACCUCUGAAACCCCGGGGCCGCAGUUGCACCAGAUCAGGGAGGACCGUGGCCCCUGGAUCCGCCUGCCGGACGUAGAACUCCCACCCAAGAUUCCCCAGAGAACUGCGUCCAUUGCCACAGCUCUUAACACCAACCUUACCUCUGGCAUUAGGCAUCCUGUAAGAGCCAGUAAUCCAGAUCUCAGCCGCAAUGAUCGCUGGGAGAGAGGAGACAGUAUGAGCAUCAUAUCCGGUCUGCCCCAGACGGGCUCUCUAGAGAGGCAUCGCAUCCUCAGUACCUCCAAAAUGGAUUCACCAAUGCUCUCCCAUGAAAGUCGCCAUAAACCAGGGGAGUCCCGUACAUCCUCUCGUCCUGGGCGACCUGCUAGCUACAAGAGGGCUAUAGGGGAGGACCAUGGCCUCUACGCUAAGGAGCGUGCCGAGGAGCCUCCCCGGCCCCCCGUCAAAGCCAACGAUUACUCCUCAUCUUCAGAGAGCAGCGAGAGUAGUGAAGAAAGCGAGAGUGGCGAGGGACCAGAGGAGGAGGAAAGCCCGACAGAUCGCCACAGAGAUGCAGACAGUGAUUCAGUCAACACCAUGGUGGUUCAUGAGGAUGAGGGCGAGGUGGCAGAGGGAGAGCAAGCUGGAGGAUAUGGGGACCAGACCAUGCUGGUUCAGAGAACCCCAGAGAAGAGGAGCCAUAAUGGAUACACUAACUUGCCAGAUGUGGUGCAGCCCUCCCAUUCUCCCACCGAAUCAACAUCUCACUCCUCUCCAGGAAAAGACUCUGUUUAUGAUUAUCAAUCCAGGGGUUUGGUGAAGGCAUCUGGGAAGUCUUCCUUUACCACCUUCGUGGAUCUCGGCAUGUACCAGUCACCAGGUGGCACAGGGGACAACAUUUCAAUCAGUGGCUCCAGAUUUGAGCAGCUGAAGAUGGAAGUGCGGAAAGGCUCCAUGGUGAAUGUGAAUCCUACCAACACGCGCCCUCCUAACGACACACCCGAGAUCCGCAAGUACAAGAAGAGGUUCAACUCUGAGAUCCUGUGUGCUGCACUUUGGGGUGUGAACCUGUUGGUGGGCACAGAGAACGGCUUAAAGCUGCUGGACCGUAGUGGUCAAGGGAAAGUUUACCCACUCAUUAACUCCCGCCGCUUCCAACAAAUGGAUGUUCUGGAGGGCCUCAACUUGCUCAUCACCAUAUCAGGCAAGAAGAACAAGGUACGUGUCUACUACCUGGCAUGGCUGAGGAAUAAGAUCCUCCACAACGACCCGGAGGUGGAAAAGAAGCAGGGUUGGACCACUGUGGGGGAAAUGGAGGGCUGCGUACACUACAAAGUGGUGAAAUACGAGAGGAUAAAGUUCCUGGUGAUUGCUUUAAAGAAUGCGGUGGAGGUUUAUGCUUGGGCGCCCAAACCUUAUCACAAAUUCAUGGCCUUCAAGUCCUUCGCAGACCUGCCACACAGGCCGGUGCUGGUUGACCUGACGGUAGAAGAGGGCCAGAGGUUGAAGGUCAUCUACGGUUCCUGUGCUGGGUUCCAUGCCAUCGACGUGGACUCUGGCAAUAACUAUGACAUUUACAUCCCUGUUCAUAUCCAAAGCCAAGUGACCCCGCACGCCAUUGUGUUCCUGCCCAACUCCGAUGGCAUGGAGAUGCUGCUUUGCUACGAGGACGAAGGCGUUUACGUCAACACCUACGGGCGCAUCAUAAAGGACGUGGUCCUGCAGUGGGGCGAGAUGCCCACGUCUGUCGCUCAUAUCUGCUCAAACCAGAUUAUGGGCUGGGGUGAAAAGGCCAUUGAGAUCCGCUCUGUAGAGACCGGUCACCUGGACGGGGUCUUCAUGCACAAGAGGGCUCAGAGACUGAAGUUCCUUUGUGAAAGAAAUGACAAGGUGUUCUUUGCUUCGGUGCGUUCAGGAGGCAGCAGCCAGGUGUACUUCAUGACUCUGAACAGAAACUGCAUCAUGAACUGGUGAAGCGGCAGCUGCUUCGGUCCGUGCGUAGAGCCCAGCCGGGUCCGGGGAGCCGAGUGCAGCCGACAUUCUCGCUAGCGCAUGCACACAAUUCCAAGCACUACUCUCUGUUACCCUAAAGCUCCUGCUUACUUACGUGCUCCUACUGCAAAAAAAAAAACAAAAAAACCCGAAGACGUCCACACCUGCCAGAAAAAACCCACCACAGACACAAACUCUAAAUCCAUUCCAGCCUACACACCUUAAGAUGCAGUUUCUACUGAGACCCCCUGGUGACAGUCCCCUUGGAAUCAUCAUCAUCAUCACGAAAAAAGCGCUGAUGAGAUUGAAAUGUCAGCGUCCUCGAUUUAAUUUGGACUGUGUAUAUAAAACCUAGCUUGAUUUUUGUUUUGUUUGUGAAGCCGUCUGCUUUAGUUUGAACUAUUUAGUUUCUAAUUGUGACGUAUGUUAACAUUCCUACGUUUUAAGGAAGGCAUCAUUUUUCAAAAAACUGUGUUCAAAAAUCAAUAGUUUUGCGCCGGAGACUUGGACCAGAAUCAGUUUCAAACCUAAAUUGAAACGCUGAGGAGUCCUUGUACUGUGGUGCAGCAACCUUUAUCUGUUUAGAGAUUCAACAUUUUGAAAUGAAGUUCUUGCUCCAUAUAAGGAUUAAUCGUGAAUUAUUGACAUAUUACAAAGCAAUUAGCAAAGUCUGGGUCAGUAGGCCUGUUUAAAUACUUUAGUUAUUUAUAAACUGUUUUCUGUCACAGCAAUUAGGCCUUGAAUCUUUUAAAUGUAAAAAAUAAAUUUCAGUUCAUUAUUAUUAUUAAAUGAUAAAUCUUACUCAAAGUCUCUGUUUUACAACGCAAACAAAACCAGAACAGAAAAACGUCCCGCUUUAGGUUUCAUCUCUGGCUUUGGUAGAAGAAAAAAAAACAACUUCAUUCAACUUGUAUCCAUCUUUCAUAGGUUUACAAAGUACGCGAAAUUAACUAUUUAUAUGUAGUGGUUCUGUAAUAGUACUAGGCUACUUGUUUUCUUAAUUUUUACUGUACUUCUAAUGCCAUAUUAUUGCAAUAUAUUCUACUUUUGUGGAGUCUUUUUAGGGGGGGAGUUUGUAUGUGGGGCAGCAUGACGAGAGCUUCAGAAGGAGGGGAAAGGACCAGGAAACGAGGGCGAUCAGUGAACUACUCCGCUGUAUCGCGUUUUCGUCCUUAAAGCGUUUUGUUUGCGUGAAUCUGUGUGUGAGCAGAAGAGCAGCUCUUUGUGAAGUAGUUCAGAUCUGUCUUAGGCCAGCAGAACAAUUGAUCUUAGAGGAGACUCUGCAGUUCAGCAGGGUGCUCCAGCUUAUCAGGCACUUUGAGAAACAUGUGGGGGGGGGGACUCUCUAAACAUAAUAUAUUUUCUAGAUUUGCAUUCUGCCAAAGUUCACAGUGCAUGUUGGAAUAUUGGGCGAAUCGAGGCCAAAGAAAGCAGAACCUAAAUGGAAGCUGUGAAUAGAGGAGAAACAACGUUCCCAUAGAUCACUAACCAAUGUUUUCCUCCUAAAAUAUAGAAUUAUUAGUUUGUUUUUUAUAUAUAUCUAUAAAUAAACAGUGUUUGUCAGAGGUUUAGAUGCACAUAGAAAUUCAAAGCUUUUAAUUAUGCAUCUGAACUGUCCGUUUUUCCCAGACUGGAGUAAUGGCGCAAGAUGCAACUGCAAAAUUAUACACAGCGGCUCAAAUGUGGACAUGCAGCCCUACCGGUAGUCGGUGAAUCGUCUUGACUACACGCUUUUUGUAACCCUCACCCGUCUUCUGACUGGAUAUUUGACCACUCUCCUUGGCAGAAUCAGUAGGCUUCAUUUAAACAGGCUGGUUUCUUAAUAAGGAACUAAAUGUUAGCCAUAGUUUACAAAGUUUGUGGUCUGUCGGCCUGUUUAAUGAACCCCAAAGCCAGCUUGGCUCUGUUUGGGAUCCCGUUCCUGUUGGAAGACCCGAUGUUAUCACUUUAACUCCAUCCAGCUGUUGGCCUGAGAUAAAGUUAAAGAAUUUGAAGACACUAACCGCCACUCUAAGCACAUCCAAGCCUGUGUUACAGGGUGUUUUUGUAUAAUUAGCCAGUAAUUAUACAAAAAUUAUACAGUUUUAGCAAUGCUCUAGUGCUCACAUCUAAAUCAGCCAGUUUAAAUGAAUGUUGCUAAUUAUUAUGAGGAAAAAUAGUCAAAUAUCCAGCCAGAAUAAUGCCAGAGCUUAUGUUCUCUGAUGGCUGCAAAGACAAUGGUCUGCUCAUGGUUUUGCUUAACUGUACUGUAUGAGCAAUUCGGUAGGUUUCAAGUGGACAUCUUAAAAUGCCUGAUAUCAAGACAAAGCAGAGAGCUUUUGGGAGGGGGCUUCUGUUCUGCACCAGUUUGAAAACCUUUGGGAAAUUGUGAAGGAAGCCUGAUUAGUAAUCAGUGGGAAACUUCUGCUAAAGCUUUGCCCUUCAAGCUCAGAUGUACUGUCGUUAAGAAAGCUAUAAAGACUGCAGGACUUGUUUGACUUAAAGUUAAGAUUAAUAUUAUAUAAAUAGAUGAUUUAUUGUACAGGAAGAAUUUUUAAAUGGACACGCGGAGCACUUUCUCUUCAGUUUGCAAACAGAUAUUUGUAUAUCUAACACACAUACUUCAGUGUGCAUGUAAGCCAUUGCAAUAGAUUGUAUAGAACUGUAUGAAAACUUGUCCUCCCCCGAACCCUGACCCCUGUCUCUUCUGUGCCAUGGCCUGCACUGCAAAUCUACAAUACACAAAGAGCUCUGGCACUUUUUGUUUCCUGCUUUCAAUCAGUCUGCCAUCGUGUUUACAGUUAAAGCAGUGCCUUGGAGUAGGGAAAGUGAGAUGUUUAAGAAAAAAAAAUAAAAAAAAUUAGCCCAGUCCCUUGUCUAUUACUUGAAAAUCCAAAAAGCAGAGAGACAAUACUUUAUGAUUAAUAUCCGGUGCCAGUUAAGUGCACUUAAAUAAAAAAAAACAUCGAUGACGACAACAAAAAAAUAUCAAGAAUGUCCCCUAGGUGAACCUGACUUGCCUUCUUGGCACCAAAAUCACCUCCAAAUGAUACAUAGCGUGUCCAAUCAGAAAGUGGCAAUAACAAAUGGGUUAUCACACGUUCGUUAAGCCUGAUGCAACGUGUGGUGGAUUCCCCCCCGCAGUGGGAGCCAGCAUAGAGAAUAGCCAUGUGUAUGAAACCAGUUAGUAGAGAAAACCCUUGGUUUUUGCACACUCAUCCAAUGAGACUGUGUGUGUGUGUGUGUGUGUGUGUGUGUGUGUGCGUGUGUACGCUGGUGUGUGUGCGUGUCCUCAGAUGAUACUUUAGGUUCAUGCUGCACAGAUCAAAUGCUUAUUCAUCGGUGAUGUUGAUUGUGUAACCUUGUAGUGGGGAGAGUAGCUUGUUAUAUUCUGAGAAACCUAUUUUAUAAAAUUUGUAAAUUAGUAUUAUUAUUAUUAAGAAAUAAUGGUGAAUGUACAUCUAUACCGCAGGUUUGUAUUUGUAUAAAAAUGUGUUUCACAUUAUUAUUCUAAGCACAAUAUAUUUUAAGACGGAGGGAUCAUUGUGCAAUUUAGCUUAACAAAAAUGGAGACUAAUACCCCCCCCUCCUUCUCUGCCAUAGGCUUUGUCAGCAUGAAAUCAGAUAAAAUACUUGGUAACCAUUGGAAAAGCUUUCAGCUGUUGCACCACGUCAGCUCUUAAAGCGACGUACACGUUUAUAUGGCCUCUAGUUGUCAAUAAGCCGCGCGGGGCUGACGGGCUGUUAAUAUUCUCAGGUGAUCGUCGUAAAGGAAGAGCAGCGGUGACUUUAGCCUCUUAACAGGAACUGCAAUCAAUAGGGAAAGGUGCAUUAAGCCACUUGCUAGAGAAUUAUUCUUGUAUAAGUUUUACUCAUCAAAAAUCUGUGAAAACAUUAAGGCCAGUUCAGUCCAAUAAACUGUGAUGCGAUGUCUCUUGAGUCGGUUAAUGCUGGUCUGAGAACAUGGCAAGAAACCAUGGAACUCCCAAGGAAACAGGAUCUCAGACCAAAACCUCUGUCGGACCUUCAGUAGUGCACGUUUCAUUGAAUGGAAGCUCUUUUAAGGCAAAACUCUUACUAUUAAAAGAAAUCAUCUGCAUUUGGUUAAAAAUUCAAAUAAAACCUCUAAAUUUAAUCAGAACUGCAUGUGUAAUAUUUGCAAACGCUGAACGUUUGUUAUUGAGGUCUAUAAAAGUAGGGUCCGGUGUUUUUAAAGCAAGACGACGGCAUUGAAAGACCCAAGUGGCUCAACAUCAAAUAAAUCCGAAGGCUGGCUUAUUACGACAUUAUAGCUAGAGAUGCACUGAUCAGUUUUCCUGGCUCAUGCUGAUUUCGGAUUCUUGUUGUUUUUUUUUUUUUUUCAUGUUUUUGCCUGCCGAUGAUAAUUUUUGACAUUAUGUAGAUAUGUUUCGAUUUUAAGGACUAUUAAAAUGGAGUGGAAGUUCGCAAUAGAAACGGUAGUCUUGAAGUACAAAUUGAAGGAAUUUAAAGCAUUUGUCCUUUAGCUUUAUUAUUUUCUCACCUAAAAAUGUACAUCAAAAGUACAUACUGUCAAAUCAUUUUUAGUUUAGAUGCAUUUAGUUAUUGGGCGGAAGAAUAAAAUUGAUGUUUAGUAUUUUUCUGCCAAUCACCCAAGAGAGGCGACGAAGGGAAAAUUAACAGAUUCUGAUCUUUGGCAGGUUAAUUUGUGUAUCUCUAACUAUGAGAAACUAUCUUUUGUAAUAGUAAUUCCUUAACUGCUUUAAUAAAAAAAAAAAAAAAGCACCUUAACGUGUGAAAGUUUUGUUCAGGUUUUCAUUAAGCACCAAUCACACACCUGAACAUAAACAGACAAACCUGUGAGAAGAUUCACCUUGCCGUUUAGGUUUCAUCCGUUUUGUUCCCGAAACUGCGUGACUGCCUGGAUUCUACGCCAGAAUGCGUAGAACCCAGCAGGGUCUGGAGAGGCACCGAGGAGUUAUUAAAAGAAAUAAAAUAAAAAUAAAGUAAAAGAGCUGUAUGGAGAGACGCCGAUGCCUCUGCUUGAUGAGCAAUAUCUCUACAAAUCAAAACACUGACUGUCCGUCUUUGUGUGGCUUGCAGGUUGUAAGUCUUCAGUGGCCUUUGGCAGAAUAAAUGUAGACUAGGUUGUUUUUUUGUUGUUGUUGUUAUAAAACCAUUUAUCUCAUAUAUUUAAGUGCUAGAAACAACAGCUCCUCUCUGUCAGCUGAACACAAAUCACCUUCUGGGAAACUUAAAAUGCUGAAAUGUCAGAAACUGCCUUUAUGGUCAGGUAGGAAAUGAUGCAUAGAAACCUAGUAAUAAUCUGAUGAGGCACUUCUAAUUUUUUUUUUUUUUUUUUUUUUUUGGUGUGGCGUGUGUGAAUGGUAUUGCCAGAUCAUACUCACGAUCUUUAGACAGAACUAUAAUAUCAUUAUUCUUUGUCAAUAACUUGAUUUUUAACAUUUUUGCAACGUUUUAAUGUGCCCACAUCUGUGUUACUUGUGAGAGGUUAACUUCAGAUUGUAUUUCAUAGACCUAUAAACUUUAAACUUUCAAGAGAUUGUGCUGAUUGAAUUUAUGUCUUAAUACAGGUUGUUUGAAAAAUAAAAUCUUGAUCUCA